AUGUAUUUGCAACUCUCAGUAGCAGUGAUCGGCAGUCUUCUGACGUUAUCAGCGUUUGCUUCUGAUGAUGAAGAACGCCUUAUGAUGGACGUUUUUCGCGGUUACAAUUCACUUAUACAACCGGUGAAGAACAUUAGCGACACUCCAAUCAUCGUGAAGAUUGCACUGCAACUUGUACUGCUUAUCAAUGUCGUACGACGAAAAAGAUCAAGUGAUGCAUACGAACGUGUGGUUAACAUUGGUAUGUGGCUUACUCAUGAUAUGAUCAACGAUCUAGCUGCUAGUGAUUGA
Molecule: messenger RNA, 291 nt
Organism: Ostertagia ostertagi
Lineage: Eukaryota; Metazoa; Nematoda; Chromadorea; Rhabditida; Trichostrongylidae
Source: the annotation of a GenBank genome assembly